AGGCGUCCAACGCCAGCAAGGGCAACGCCACGAACAGCAGCACCAGCAGCACCACCAACGCGACCACCACCACCACCACGGGAGGCGGGGGCGGCGGGGGCGUCCGGGCCCCCAAGACCAGGUCCGCCUCCUGCGCCUUCUGCAUCUGGCUCAUGCAGUCCCUCAUCCACAUCCUGCAGUUGGGACAGAUCUGGAGAUAUUUCCACACCAUAUACUUGGGCAUCCGGAGUAGAAGGAGUGGUGAUAAUGACAGAUGGCGCUUUUAUUGGAAAAUGGUUUAUGAGUAUGCAGAUGUGAGUAUGCUCCAUUUGCUUGCUACAUUUUUGGAAAGUGCCCCGCAGCUGGUACUGCAGCUCUGCAUUGUUGUACAGACACGAACUCUUCAGGCCCUCCAAGGUCUUACAGCAGCAGCAUCACUUGUGUCUUUGGCAUGGGCAUUGGCUUCAUAUCAAAAAGCUCUUCGUGAUUCCCGUGACGACAAAAAACCAAUCAGUUACAUGGCUGUAAUAAUCCAGUUUUGUUGGCAUUUCUUCACAAUCGCAGCCAGGGUGAUUACUUUUGCUCUAUUUGCCUCUGUUUUCCAACUAUACUUUGGGAUCUUCAUAGUCCUCCACUGGUGUAUCAUGACCUUUUGGAUUGUCCACUGUGAGACGGAAUUCUGCAUCACUAAGUGGGAAGAAAUUGUCUUCGACAUGGUUGUUGGAAUAAUUUAUAUCUUUAGCUGGUUUAACGUCAAAGAAGGAAGGACACGCUGUAGGCUUUUCACUUAUUAUUUUGUGAUCCUUUUGGAAAACACUGCCUUGAGUGCUCUUUGGUACCUGUACAAGGCUCCUAUGAUUUCUGAUGCAUUUGCCAUACCGGCACUAUGUGUGGUGUUCAGCAGCUUUUUAACUGGCAUUGUUUUUAUGCUGAUGUACUAUGCCUUCUUUCACCCCAAUGGACCAAGGUUUGGGCAGUCACCAAGCUGUGCUUGUGAGGACUCAGUAGCUGCCUUUACUCUUCCUCCAGAGGUAGCAUCAAGUACUUUAAGGUCUAUUUCUAAUAACCGGAGUGUCACAAGUGAACGUGAUCAGAAAUUUGCAGAAAGAGAUGGGUGUGUACCUGUCUUUCAGGUUAGACCUACUGCACCUUCUACACCUUCCUCCCGACCACCAAGGAUUGAAGAAUCUGUCAUUAAAAUUGAUCUAUUCAGGAACAGGUAUCCAGCAUGGGAGAGACAUGUAUUGGACAGGAGCCUAAGGAAGGCAAUUUUAGCUUUUGAAUGUUCUCCUGCUCCCCCACGACUACAAUAUAAAGAUGAUGCCCUUAUACAGGAGCGGCUGGAAUAUGAAACAACACUAUAGACAAUUUAAAAAACAAAAACAAGUCAAUGCAGCGGCUGUGAUCCAUCCAGAUAACAGGGUGGCAGUAGGGCCGUGGCAAUAACUUCAAACUUUAUUCUACAACAGAGCAGCAGACAUUAGUAGUGUCCUUAGUCUGGUGGCCAUCAUGAUUAUCAUUUGAUCCACUGUCCCACAGUCUGUCUGCAAUACACCUAGAAGCAGCAGCAUCCAAGAGCCUCAAAGAAUCCAUUAUUCUCACUGGGAAAUAGACCUAGUCCAAUGACUUCCUAUUUCUUUCAAUGUGCACUGCAUAGGAUUUAAAAACAAAAUGAAGGAAGGUCUGAAUGAAUAGCAUCACUGUACCAAUUAGUGCUUUUUUAAAAUUUUAGAGAAACUUAAAUUAUUGAUGUUUGCAUAGUUAUUUACAAAAUGAAGAAGCAGUUUGGAAAAACUUGUCAAAAUAGCUUAUUUUGUAAAAUGGCAAUAUUACUGUUAUGUGAACUCUAGUUUCUAUAAAAGGAAUUAUAUAGUUCUCUUGUCUUGAGUAGGUAAAUCAUGAAAUAUUUGCAAAAGGGUUAUCAUUGAAAAAGACAUGGAUGUUUUUUUUUCUUUGUCUAGAACUGAGUUAAAUUCUAAUCAAGCAAACUACAUGCGUUGAACUUGUAAACAAAAGAGCGAUUCAAAAUUUAUGGUUUUUUUACAGAAAUCAAUAUUAUAUGUACAACUUCAGGGUUUUUUUAAAAGAAAUUCUAUGCAGAUGACCCCACCCCCAGAUUCCAGCAACAACUGGAAGCUCUAUUGUUUAGAUGUAAAUUAAAUGAUAAUCAUGAUUAAGUUCUCAAUUGCAAAAAAGAAAGAAAGAAAGAAAGAAAAAGCAAGGAAGAGAGAAAAUAAAAGCAAGAAGGUGCACACCUUGUAUUCUAAACCUUCUGGAGAUCAUAUUCAGGAAAGCAUUGAGAGAUAAAUAGUCCCUUUGCCUAUUCAUUUUUCCCCAGGAUCUAAGAUGCAUGGCUAUCCAUGUGAACAUAUUCAGAAGGUAUGAUAAUAGACCUCAGUAUCCCAAGCUCUUCUAGUGCCAAUCAUUGUGUAACAGUAAGAUUAAUAUUGUUGUCUGAGGGACAGCAAAUGGGAGACACACAUCUGAAAGAAGCAAGAAGCUGGGAAGAACAAGCCUACUUUCCAUGUUUACAGAGAACACUGGUCCUAAGAUGAAAACCAGCUAUUUGGUUGUAAGUAUAUAUAGUAAAUAAAAAGGGCAAAAUCCUAUUGCAAAAAAAAAAAAAUUAAAAUAAAAUGUGCAUGUAAGGGCAAUUGCACAAGAGAUUUUUGCAUUUCCUGGGCCAUUGGUCAUGUAAUCAAGCAUGUUUGAAAGAAACCCACUUCAUAGCCUACUGCUAAAAUUAUCUGUUCUUUUCUGCCUUUAUUCAAAUGAAAAUUAACUGCAGUUUGUCUGGGUCAAGCACAUGACCAAGCAUAUCAUCCUGUAUGUCAGGGGUCUCAAACAUGCGGCCCGGGGGCCAUUUGCGGCCCGCUGGAUGAUAGUUUA
Pogona vitticeps (central bearded dragon) is the source of this 2868-nucleotide messenger RNA. It is a transcript of the gene XKR4, whose product is annotated as XK related 4. The record is from RefSeq and is a predicted model, not a curated record. Gene Ontology annotation, cellular component: plasma membrane. Lineage: Eukaryota; Metazoa; Chordata; Lepidosauria; Squamata; Agamidae. Gene Ontology annotation, biological process: engulfment of apoptotic cell; apoptotic process involved in development; phosphatidylserine exposure on apoptotic cell surface.